GAAUAUAUCUUGGAGGCUAUGGCACCGUGAACUGGUUCUAGUCAUACCUGCCACCUACACCAGACUCUGUAUCUCAUCCCAAUGUAUCGUCCAAUACCCGCACCCUCGUUUAUCCCCAUUACCGACCUUGUCAAGGUAGUCUAGCCUUUAGGCACACUCCCUUGCCUGCAUUCAACAUCCACGUAUCGACAUGUUCCAUCCCCUGCAUCCACAACGAGCCCUGUUGGUCCUGACCGCCCGCGCAUGCCCCAAUUUUCAUCAGGUGCCCCCGUAGCACCGGCUCUGUCCACUUCCUUCCGCCCCAAAAUGUCUUCGUUUGUAGGCCGAAUAGUAUUAGACUUGUACCAGACAAGGAGAAGGCGCCAUCGCCGGAUUCGCCUCAACCAACCCACCGCAGAAGUGUUUGAGGGACACACAGAUCUGGUGAAGGAAUUCGUGUGGAGGAUGAGAGUAUUAAAGGGAGGAGAGUACCAGCUCAUCACAUGGUCCAAGGACAGAACUCUCAGAUUACGGCCGGUUAAUGCUGAAACUAUGGAGAAAGUCGGCCAUACGGCUAGCACUCAAGCGCCUAAAUGCCCUCAUUUGCAAUGCUCACGUUUUUUUACAGACGAGUCUUUCCGUCAUCCACCAACAGCAUCUGAUGCCACCCGUCACUUCUAUCAGCACCUAUUGGGCCUCGCGGAAUUUUGGCUGAAAGGCAAAGAUCAUAAUCUCGUCCUCCAACCACACCACGGAUUUGCAGCACGGGCCCGUGGUGCACUGCUUCCCUCUGGACAUUCCUGGUUUCAACAUAUCUUUGGGGUGCCCACAAUGAUGACGAUGACAUGUGGUUAUGCACGUUAUGGCAGAGCUGCAAGUAUGGAUGCGUUUCAGUGGCUUUCAAGUAUCAAGCACACGCACCAUUCCCACAUCCAGCUGCAAUUUCUGCACGCGCAAUGACCGCGAGAUGCGCUGGAAAGCCUGAUAGCAGUGAUAGGCACCAGUGAAUGAAUGCGUCCAUCACAGAGAAAAAUAAGCACCUCCUUGUAACAUUAACGAGAGGUAGGCUUGAGGCCUGAGGAGGUACCAUGAGAGUGUCGAGCCCUUGUGCUUUUGCACAGUACGAGCAAUCAAUAAUUGAUCAUGAGUACUCACCAUAGGAGAUGAAUGUUGCAAUGUCAGCCAUAUAAGUGCAUAUCUCAUUGGCAGAC
Suillus clintonianus is the source of this 1190-nucleotide messenger RNA. RefSeq lists its product as uncharacterized. The transcript is spliced from 7 exons. NCBI's taxonomy places the organism in Eukaryota, Fungi, Basidiomycota, Agaricomycetes, Boletales, Suillaceae. The coding region runs from base 244 to 939 and encodes 231 amino acids. The record is from RefSeq and is a predicted model, not a curated record.